CGAAUGUGUUGAUUAAUUCUCUAUAAGAGCAGCUCGAUAAACCAUUUAUGCAGGUUUCUAUAGCAACAGCUUGUUCACGUGGACGUGAUUAAGGUCGCGUGUGAUUGAUGCUAUGGUAAAGAAAGAAGAAGUUUAGGAAAGGAGUCAACGCAGAGUUAGUGCACUACUGUGUAGGGAGGAAGAGUUGAUUUGAAACACACACACACACACACACACACACACGUUCACUUCUAGACUGGAGAUAAACACGAGGCUGGUGGUGUGAGAUGAUGUUCCUCAGAGUGGCUGUGGGAAGAACCAGAACCAGAGUGUUUGGGUUCUGCUCCAGGCUCAGGAUGACUCUUCUGAACGCUCAGGACGUUUCAGCUAAGAGCUGUUGGAGUUGGUGUGAGAACCGGCAUGAGCUGAGGUGGGACCUGAGCCCGGAGCAGAUCCGGCAGCGGACGGAGAAGCUGAUGCAGCGGAUGAAGCAUGCGUAUGACCUGGUGGCGGCGGUGGACGUGGAGAAAGUGUGUUAUGAGAACACGCUACAGGUUCUAGCAGAGGCAAAGCUGGAUUAUGCUGCGUCCCGGCACAUGCUGGACUUCCCUCAGUACGUCUCUCCGUGUAAAGACGUCCGAUCUGCGAGCACAGAGGCAGACAAACGCCUGUCCGAGUUUGAUGUAGAGAUGAGUAUGAGAUCGGACGUGUUCCACCGACUCAUAGCGCUGCAGGAGAGACAGUGUUCUGAUUUGUUCCCUGAGUCCAGGAGGUUUAUGGAGCGACUGAUUAAACUUGGAAGGAGAAACGGACUGCAUCUGUCUGCUGAUGUGCAGGAGGAGAUCAAAGCACUUUCUAAAAGAAUAAGUGAACUUUCAAUAGACUUCAACCAGAAUGUGAAUGAAGAAAACACGGUGCUGAUGUUCUCCUUAGAAGAACUGGGUGGUCUGGCAGAGAGUUAUUUAAACGGGUUGGAGAGGGCGGAGGACGGGCGGUACAAGGUGACACUGGCCUACCCACACUAUUUCCCUCUGAUGAAGAGAUGUCAUGUUCCAGAGACCAGGAGAAAAAUGGAGGUGGCUUUUCACAGCAGGUGUAAAGAGGUGAACACAGAAAUCCUCGAACAGCUGAUUGAGUUGCGUUCGAAGACGGCUAAGCUCCUGGGCUUUAGCAGUCAUGCUAACUAUGUUCUGGAGUUGAACAUGGCCAAGAACUGGAGCACUGUGUCUCACUUCCUGGAUGAGCUGUAUGAGAAGUUGAAGCUGGUGGGUCAGAAGGAGCGUCAGUUCCUCCUCACACUGAAACAGGCCGAGUGUCAGAGGCGGGGCCUGGACUUUGAUGGACAGCUGCACAUGUGGGAUUUGCCAUACUACAUGAACCAGGUGGAGCAGGUGAAGUUUGCGGUGGAUAAGGACAAGCUGAUCGAAUAUUUCCCUCUGGAGGUGGUGACUGAGGGUCUGCUGGGGAUCUGCCAGGACCUCAUGGGUCUUUGCUUCCAUCAAAUCCAAAACCCUCACGUGUGGCACGAGAGUGUGAAGCUCUACAGCAUACUGGACUCCACCACGGGCGAGGAGGUCGGACGCUUUUAUCUAGACCUGUAUCCCAGAGAAGGGAAGUACGGUCACGCGGCGUGUUUCGGCCUGCAGCCCGGCUGUCUCGGUCCGGACAGGAAGCGCAUGAUCCCCGUGGCAGCCAUGGUGGCCAACUUCACCAAACCCUCACGUAACUGGCCGUCUCUACUGCAGCACCAUGAAGUGGAGACCUUCUUCCACGAGUUUGGUCAUGUGUUGCACGAGCUUUGCUCCAGGACUCGCUAUGCAGAGUUCAGUGGCAUGUUGGUGGAGACAGACUUUGUAGAGGUUCCUUCUCAGAUGCUGGAGAACUGGGUGUGGGAGAAGGAGCCGCUCAGGAGGAUGUCUCGCCAUUACAUAGAUGGGAGCUCCAUCCCCCCCAACCUGCUGGAUAAACUUAUCACCUCCAGAGUGGCCAACACUGGUCUGAUGAACCUCAGACAGAUCAUGCUCAGUAAAGUGGACCAGGCGUUCCACACCAGGUCUUCUGCUGACACUGCAGCGGAGUUCUCCAAAUACUGCAAAGAGAUUUUGGGAAUUCCGGCUACACAGGGUACAAACAUGAUGGCGAGUUUCAGUCACCUGACUGGAGGAUAUGAUGCUCAGUACUACAGCUACCUGUGGAGUGAAGUUUACUCCUCCGACAUCUUCUACACCUGCUUCAAACACAACACCAUCAACCCUGAGGUAGGUAAGGAGUACAGGAGAGUGGUUCUGGAGGCUGGUGGAUCAGUGGAUGGGACGGAGAUACUGAGAAGGAUUCUGGGUCGUGAGCCGCGCCAGGACUCUUUCUUACGGUGUAAAGGACUCGCAGAUCAGAAUAAUAUUUACAUAUAAUGUUUACUACAUCACAUUAUUAUUGUUGUUAUUAUUAUUAUUAUUAUUGUAAUAGUCUCAGAUCCGAGUUUCUGUAAAGGAAAUAAAGCACUUCAGAGUCUGGUAUUAAA
This is a messenger RNA of Silurus meridionalis, 2497 nucleotides long. It is a transcript of the gene nln, whose product is annotated as neurolysin (metallopeptidase M3 family). Gene Ontology annotation, molecular function: metalloendopeptidase activity. The coding region runs from base 267 to 2387 and encodes 706 amino acids. The transcript has 13 exons. Gene Ontology annotation, biological process: proteolysis; peptide metabolic process. Gene Ontology annotation, cellular component: mitochondrial intermembrane space. The record is from RefSeq and is a predicted model, not a curated record. Lineage: Eukaryota; Metazoa; Chordata; Actinopteri; Siluriformes; Siluridae.